CGGGGUGGAAAAUAGGGGGGGUUUCUAAACCGCUAGGUAGGUAGUAUAGUUUCGGGUCGCGCUGGAUCCGAAACCAGACAGCUGCGAUCCCUGUGCCCGGCCCUGCCGCCUCCCACAUGGCCCUGUCCUCAGUUAAGUCCCGCUCUCAGACACAAUCGACGUUUGCAUCCAUUCUAUUGUUUCUUCCAUGAGUUCUGCAACUUCUUCCUUUCCUCUCUUCUUUCUAGGCUUGGAAUCUGUGUUAUCCACCCCCUCAUUUCUCGUGUGUAUAAGUAAUUAUUGCCAUUGCAGGCGAUAUCGAACGGCAUCAAGCCCCUCCACGGUAUCAGGUUGAACCUGAACCUCGAUCUGUCCCGCAACAAAGCCUACCCCGCUGCCGCAGCCCUAUAUCUUCUGAAGACAACGUUUGGCAUCGCGCCUAGCCAUCCCCUUGCCUACCGAACAACGUCCACGACCCUACUGCUACCUGGUGGUCCGCAUCGCCAUGGUAUCGUCAAUCGUCAUCCUCAUUGGCGCUGUGGUCGCAUACAGCGUCUACGCUAACGUCACCGGCCUCCGGCGCAACAUAGUCGAGGCCAAGAAGGUCGGGCUGCCAUACGUCAUAACUCCUGCGUCGCCCUUCGCGAUAGUAUGGCAGCUCACCCAUAAGUUCUGGGUCCCCAUCAUCAAGACCUUUCCCAGAUCUUGGUGGGAAAACUGGCUCGAGCUCCUCAUAGCGGACUGGGCCUACCAAAAACGACACGGCCCCUUUGAGCGCAUCGGCGAGACGUUCAUGAUCGUAUCGCCCUUUCAGAUCCUCAUCGUGACAAGCAGCGCCGAAGCUAUCCACCAGAUCACGCAGCAGCGCGAGAAAUUCCCCAAGCUGGUCCAGACAUACGCGAUCUUGAAACAGUUUGGUGAUAAUGUCCUGACCACCGAGGGUGCCGUGUGGCGUAUGCACCGAAAGGUCACGUCCGCUACAUUCAACGAGAAGAACGCCGCUCUCGUCUUCGUCGAAUCUAUCAACCAGGCGCAGGGCAUGGUGCAAAAGUGGCUCGGUCCGGACGGGAAGAGUAGGCAGACGGUCAAGACGCUGGAUCACGAUACAAUGCGCCUCGCGCUCAACAUCAUCGGCUACGUCGGAUUCGGCAUGCGCUUGGUUUGGCCGGGACAGGCGCUGCCUGAAGGCACGGAUCCGAAACUACAGAAGUACAGCUCGCUCGAGGCCGCGCCCGGCCACACGAUGAGCUUUGUCGACGCCAUUGCCGAGAUGUUGGAACACAUACUGGUUCUGUUGCUGGUGCCACACAAGCUCCUGAAAAUGCUGCCCUUUGACUACACAAAGAAGGCGAUAAAGUCGCACGAUAAUUACGUGCAAUACAUUGACGAGUUGAUGCAGGACAAGAUCGAUGACCUGCAGAACGGCGGAGAGGGAGACGCCGGCAUGGACCUCAUGGGCCAGCUCGUCAAGUCCAAGUACGGCAAUGAGGCGACCGACGGCGGUGUCAGCAGGGCUGUGUUCAAGGACAAGGAAUCCAAGAUACCGCAGCUGUCCAAGUCGGAGAUCGCGGGCAAUGCUUUCAUCAUGCUCGUCGCUGGACAUGAGACGACAGCGAAUGCGAUGCACUUUGGGCUAAUUGAGAUCGCCUGCAAUCCGGCUGUGCAGAGGCAGCUGCAGAAGGACAUUGACGGGAUAUUUGGCGAUAGCGACCCGAGUACGUGGAAUUACGAUAGCACGGUGAACCCGAUGCUUGCGUCGAUGCUGGGGGCCUGUAUGAACGAGACGCUUCGAUUGACGCCGGCCGUGGUCGAAAUUCCCAAGGAAGUGCACCCCGAAGGCGACGGCAUCAUCUCGCUAGAAGGCGAGAAGUACGCCCUGCCCAAGGGGGCGCACAUCUCCAUCGUGGGCGUGGCGGCGCACCACAACCCGCGUAAUUGGCCGUCAAAGCCGAGCAAGAUCACAGGCGCGGAACACGACCUCGACGACUACGUGCCGGAGCGGUGGUACCGCGCCAGCAUCAAGGCGGCGCAGACCGAGGACAAGGAUGGCGACACGGAGGACUACGGCGGGUACAAGGGCUCGGAUACGAGCGAGAAGAUGUUCCGGCCGGUGCGGGGCUCGUACGUCCCCUUCUCGGAUGGCCCGCGGUCGUGCCUCGGGCGGCGCAUCGCUCAGGUCGAGAUCAUCGCCGCGCUGGCGGUCAUUUUCCAGCGGUACAGCCUCGAGCUGGCAGUGGACGAGUGGUCGUCGGAUGCCGAGGUUGAUGCCAUGAGCCGGGAGGAAAAGCAGAAGCUGUACAAGAAGGCACAGGACAGGUGUCGGGAGACGCUUAAGAAGGCAACCACAGUGCUGACGCUGAAGCUGCCGCAAGGGAUGAGCGUUCCGGUUCGGAUUGUCCCAAGGGGCGAGGAAAGGUUCGUCAACUUUGUUGACUCUGCUUAGACUGUUGUAUUGGUCGGUCAGAGUUGGGUUGGCGCGAUGCUUCAAGUGUACAAGUAGUAUGAAGGUAGGGUGGAUAUAUGGGAAUAAUCAGCCUGAAGAGGGUGGUCUGACGGGCUUUAGUAUUUUCCUUCACAGGACUGAAUAUAGAACAGUCAUCAAGAUGAAGGCCUAAUUAACCAUAGUCGAGACAAGUCGGUGCAAUCACGUGACGGCACAGUUGACCAGACGGUCGACCGUGUGUUUUGGUUGUCCCAAC
Molecule: messenger RNA, 2678 nt
Organism: Colletotrichum navitas
Lineage: Eukaryota; Fungi; Ascomycota; Sordariomycetes; Glomerellales; Glomerellaceae
Product: cytochrome P450
Exons: 3
Coding region: 485-2422 (645 amino acids)
Molecular function (GO): oxidoreductase activity, acting on paired donors, with incorporation or reduction of molecular oxygen; monooxygenase activity; heme binding
Source: RefSeq, a predicted model, not a curated record